Sardina pilchardus (European sardine) is the source of this 1854-nucleotide messenger RNA. Its product is annotated as MAGUK p55 subfamily member 4-like. The record is from RefSeq and is a predicted model, not a curated record. Bases 1 to 1842 code for a protein of 613 amino acids. The transcript has 21 exons. NCBI's taxonomy places the organism in Eukaryota, Metazoa, Chordata, Actinopteri, Clupeiformes, Clupeidae. Gene Ontology annotation, molecular function: protein binding. Gene Ontology annotation, cellular component: plasma membrane; adherens junction.
AUGGCCGCCCUGGACUCAGAUCUGACCCUGUGCCCUGAGAGGGCUAUGAAACAGAGACCAGAGGCCAUGGCCAUGACUCAGAUAGGCCAGCAGGACAACGCGGAGGUGCGGCUCUCCAUCAGCAGAGACAUCAGUGGUGCAGACCUGCUCCACAGCCUGCUCAGUGCUCCCUGGCUCCGGUCACUACUGAGGGUGAUGGCCAAUUUAAGAGAGGUCACGACCCCUACACCAGAGAUUCUGGAGCUGUACCAUCUACUGGAGAAGCCUCACGUACAGGCCCUGCUGCUCACGCACGACACGGUGGCCAAGAAGGACUACGACCCCGUGCUGCCGCCCGUCCCCGCCGACAUGCCUGCCGACGAGGAGGCCAUGAGGAUCGUGUGUAUGGUCAAGAACAAGCAGCCCCUGGGAGUCACCAUCAAGAAGGACCUGAAGACCAAGGAAAUCUUUGUGGCCAGAGUCAUCCAUGGAGGCCUAGCUGACCGCAGUGGUCUCCUGAACCCAGGUGAUAAGCUGGUUGAGGUGAAUGGGAGGCCUAUGAGGGGACUGGAGCCAGAACAGGUCAUCCAGAUCCUGACCAACUCACGAGGAAAUAUAGUGUUCAAAGUCAUCCCCAAUUUAACUCAGCCAGACAACCAGCAAGCCACGGUGUUUGUGCGGGCCAUGGCGGACUACGCCCCUGUGCUGGACCGCACUAUCCCGUGUGCGGACGCAGGCAUGGCGUUCCAUAAGGGGGAGCUGCUGGAGAUCGUGGACCAGAGCGACGCCCUCUGGUGGCAGGCCAGGAAACUGGACAGCUCCGCCGCCUGCGCGGGACUCAUACCGUCCACCAACUCGCUCAAGAAGAAACUGAGGGAGGUGUGGUUCUCUGAGCCACCUCAACGACACACCUGCAUCAAACCCUUGGACUCGUUUGAUGACGAUGAUGAUGAUGACGACGACUUAGGGGUCAUUGAUCUCAAGUUUGACGACACAGAUGAGGACGCUAUUGAAACCGGUAGACGAGCACUCAGAAGGUAUGAGGCUGAGAAUGACUACACAAGGGAUGGUAUUUACAUAGCUGGGUUCCGGCGCAGCAUUCGCUUGUGGAGGAGGAGGACUCAGAGCAAGCGGCGUCAGUCGUGUCACUCAUGUUGCCCUAGUAACAGCCAUGGCUCACUAGCCAAUCCCUACGAAGAGGUGGUCACCUUUCAGAGGAACCCUGAAGACCCACCCCGCCUCAUCGCUCUAAUAGGUCCAUCUGGAGUAGGAGUGAAUGAGCUGCGUAAACGGAUCAUCAAAAUCAACCCCAUGAAGUUUCAAGGGGCUGUUCCUCAUACAACUCGACCCCUGAAGCGCUCAGAAGAGGCUGGGAGAGAGUAUCACUUCAUCAGCAGGGAGCUGUUUGAGUAUAUGGCCUGCAAUCACAGGUUCCUGGAGUACGGGGAGUACAAAGGCCAUUUCUAUGGGACCAGCGUGGACGCCAUCAAGGAGGUGAUAGACAGUGGCAAAGUGUGUGUCAUCGACAUCGAGCCACAUAGUCUCCCGUCCAUCAGGACCAAGAGGCUGCAGCCGUUCAUCAUCUUCAUCCGGCCGCCCAGUCUCGAGCGCCUGAGACAGACGCGCCGGAGCGCCAAGAUCUUCACCUUCUACCACAUCGAGCGCAGCUUCAGGGACGAGGACUUCCGUGAGAUGGAGCAGACGUCAGGGCGUUUGGAGACGCUGUACGGUCACUACUUUGACCGGGUGCUGGUGAACGAGGACCUGAGAGAGACCUGCCUCCAGCUCUUCAACCUGAUCCAGCACGCCCAGGAGGACCGGCAGUGGGUUCCCACCGCCUGGACACUGCCUGACGAACCCUAACGCACGCACACA